CUCGUUAUUCAUUACGCUGGCGAGAGCGUGGUGUCAUCCGUGUCCUAAAUUUUCGUAUUAUUUCAACAGAAAACGUAUUAGAAAAAAGUGUCAAUCACGGAAGGGAACGGAAUCGCACGUCGUUUAAGUCAGAAUAAAAAAUAUAAAUAAACAAACAUGAAUCCUGACGAUUAUGAAGCUCUUCCAACUAAUAAUGUAGUUACGCAUAUGACUGCAGGUGCCAUUGCCGGAGUUAUGGAGCAUUGCGUAAUGUACCCCCUGGAUUCAGUGAAAACUCGAAUGCAGUCCUUAUCUCGAACAAAUCAACAUGGUAUUAUUGACACAUUCUACAGAAUGGUAAAAAAAGAAGGGCUCUUCAGACCAAUUAGGGGCAUGUCUGCUAUGGUUGUUGGAGCUGGACCUUCUCAUGCCCUUUAUUUUAGCACAUAUGAAUACAUCAAAAACACACUUAGACAAAGAACGAAUAGCGCUCGGUAUCAUCAUGUCAUUCAUGGCGCAGCCGGUUGCAUAGCAACGUUGCUACACGACGGUUUCAUGAAUCCUGCAGAAGUUAUAAAGCAGCGAUUACAAAUGGCAAACUCCCCCUACAAGACGGCCCUAGAGUGCCUGGUGAAGGUAUACCGAACAGAGGGCAUAACAGCAUUUUACCGAUCGUACACCACACAGCUCACCAUGAACGUUCCCUUCCAAUGUUUUCAUUUCAUUACGUACGAGUGGAUGCAGAAACAGAUGAAUCCCGAUGGUAAAUACAAUCCUACGGCGCACAUGAUAAGUGGUGCGGUGGCGGGCGCCACUGCCGCCGCCAUAACGACGCCACUGGACGUGUGCAAGACGCUGCUGAACACCCAGCAGGACGCCUCGGCCACAGGUUUGGUGCACGCUGUGAAGACGGUGUAUAGGCUAGGUGGCCCAACAGGCUACUUCAGAGGAAUGCAAGCCCGUAUAAUGUAUCAAAUGCCAUCGACCGCCAUCUGUUGGUCCACAUACGAAUUCUUCAAAUACUUAUUGCAAGCGAAAGCGAUAGCGUCUCCUUCCGUUACAGUACUAGCCGAAGACGAUAACAGCAAUCAGCCACCAUCGAGACCUCCUCCGCAGUCAGAACAUUUGACCCCCGAGAAAACGACAAUUUUAAAACCUCGUGAACUACCCUCAAUAGCUGCCGGCACGGGACUGUACGGCGCCCUAAAUUUCAACACAAUGCACACUUCUGACGCCAAUUUUGGCAGCAGGAGUAAGGGCACAGUGCUGGAUUGUUCCCAUACCUAGUGGUCGGAAUUCCUUUUAAUUUGUAAAUUAUAAUGUUAAGACAUGUGAGUAUCCAUGCCAUUGAUCGAUUAUAUUUUUGUUUUGUUGAUUCUUUUGAAAAAAUUACGUUAGAUGUCUAUUUUAGAGAAAGAUGCUGGUUCAUCUUGUUGAUAGACGAAUACGACAAAGACGAGAAAAAAAAUUCGACAAUAUUAAAUGAAAAAAUUUCUACAUUUUUCCCCGUUUCAAGCAGUCUCAAAAGUUCAACUCGACAAAGAGGUUAUAGGCUAGUUUUGAAUGGAAAACUAACGUCGUUUUCUGGGGACAGUUUCACAGACGAAUGGUUAAAAACAAUCCACACCCUAUAUUCGUACAAGUCUUGCAUGUGAUAAUUGCUAUUUUCACCCAGUGUGUGGAACUGUUAAAACCUAACCUACAUUCUGUGGAAUUGGACCAAAGCGGUCAUUUCGAAUAGUAGGAACUGCUUCACAUUCAUUAUGUUGUUCGUUUUCACCAACUAAAUAAAGCUGUGAUAAGUAUUGAAUUUCCGUCAGGAUGUAAAUAUGAAUGGAAAAUUAUUGGUAUUGCGUCGGCUUAGAAAUAACGGAGUUAUUCAUACAAUUUUGUUGACCUGAAGAUAUAGAAUCAACAUAAUCUGGAUUUAAGAAGGAAUAUUUCAAAAGAAGUUCCAUUAUUCUGAAACUCACCGAAAAAUAUUCAUUCACAUAUUGUUAAACUCAAAUAGAAUUUUUCAUCUAUUCUCAAAAAGUUUCGAACACACAAAGCUAUAAAUCGUAAACCUGUUAUACAAUAAUAUAAGUAACUUGACAGGAAUGCAAUUAAAACAAUUAUCAAAUUUAAUCUAUAUGUACGGUCAGUCCUCAUAUGUGUAUAUUCAAGUAUGAUUAUUAUUAAUGUUUUAAAUUACAAAACAUAUUUUUUUUAAUACAAAUUUUCGCUCGGAAUUUAUAUUUUAUUUUCUGUUUGGAUGUCAUUGUAUAACAGGCGUUAAUAGACAACUGAAAAAGGGCAAAAUGUAUGCUUUAGUGGCACUAAUUGUCCUAAUGAAGAUGAGAAUUCCUUCAUUAUGGUUAUGUUCCUCUAGGUGUACCAUCACAAGUAUGAAUUCUUAUAGAAAAAUUGAACAUAUCUUUUACAUCUCAUACAUUGAAAUUAUUAGGAGAAGAGGAAUUGUUUGAAAAUAUAAAACCAAGUAAUGGAUUUCACCCUGAAUAUUAUUUCUCAGGUUCUUCAAAAAAAUUGCCAGAACUAUUCAUGUAUUCAUUUUUAACUGCCACUCUCCUUCGAUUUUUAGUUAGGUAAUGGUACAUUUUCGAAAUCUUAGUUUAGACAUCAUUCACUUUUUUAAUCAAAACACAUAAAAUAUAUUCUGGAUAAGGACAAAGUUAUUUUAGAUAACUUAUCAGUUGAAUUAGGUCAGCGCACUGUAAUUGCAACAGAAUCUAAAAAUGGAAUUCAUUCAUUGGAAAUUAAGAAAAAGAGUAAUGUCCUAAAUCAUUUAUAAAUUAUAUCUUAAGUACCAAAUCUUUCAAUUUGAAUCGUACAUCAUUAAGUUUCUGAAUUUCUAUUUCAAUGAUUCAUCGAAUCCAAGAAGUUUGUUAAUGAUACUUGUGUGAAAUAAUAAUUGUAAUAUUUACGCUUCUACGCGCUCAACCGUUGAACAAGGAUAGAAAGUCAAUUUCGAGUGAAUAUUGAAAGGUUAGAUAUCGAUUUUGUUGUCAAAUUUAAACAAUAGAAUAAAAGAGAAGAUAUUUUUAUAAGGUGAACGAAAAAUGGCUAAAAAUGUUGAUUUUCUGCACACUAAGAAUGUAAAGAAAACCAGAUUUAUAUUAGGAAAGAAACUAAUUCUUCAGGAAAUUUAACUUCUUGAGUUCUCAAGCCAAAUGAUAAGUUAUUCUUCCCUAAUGUGAGUCUGGUUUUAGUAUGUAAAAUUCUCUGUGAACUCUGUAUAUACUUUUCAGGAAAAAAGAAAUUCGAAUCUUUUCGUCAACGUGCAUGGGCGAGUUUGUUAAUGAAUGAAAAACAUUGUAGUCAUAUAUAUCUAUAUAUACAUAAAAUAUUUUCAUUUUUGUUAAUUAUGUCAUUUACGAAUGACAUUUACUAGGCUGUGAUAAAGUCCUUAUCAACUUUACGUAUGAUAUUGACUUCGUUCAGAUGGGAGUACUAUCAUAUAGUAUUUUAAAUUAUUGUUUAGAAACGUGUUCAGAUCGACUAGGAACUCAGUGGAUAUUCGGGUUUUGUUGGUUAAUUUUAAAAUAUUUAACGUGAAUGAGGACUACCUCCUUCAAAAAAACCGCAGUUCAAAGUAAGUUUCAUAUUGAAUUUCAUUCUAUUUCGAUUUAUAGCCUUGAAUUUACUUUAAGAAAACCUUCGAAUUAAACUGAUAUGCCUAGCUAUAAUUUUUUCUUUUUUGAAAAUAUUCUGAACACAAGUUUUCUACAUCUAUUGUGAUAAGAGACAUUGUCACUUUAUUAUGUGUACGUUGUACAUAUUCAGUUUUGUCAUAUUUUUGUUUUAAAAUUGUAUGAAUGAAACCUCAUUAAAAAAUCUACUGAACGUUA
Harmonia axyridis is the source of this 3827-nucleotide messenger RNA. RefSeq names its product mitoferrin-1-like. Bases 157 to 1266 code for a protein of 369 amino acids. The record is from RefSeq and is a predicted model, not a curated record. Gene Ontology annotation, cellular component: mitochondrial membrane. Gene Ontology annotation, molecular function: ferrous iron transmembrane transporter activity. Lineage: Eukaryota; Metazoa; Arthropoda; Insecta; Coleoptera; Coccinellidae. Gene Ontology annotation, biological process: iron import into the mitochondrion. The transcript is spliced from 5 exons.